Molecule: messenger RNA, 1137 nt
Organism: Diplodia corticola
Lineage: Eukaryota; Fungi; Ascomycota; Dothideomycetes; Botryosphaeriales; Botryosphaeriaceae
Exons: 1
Coding region: 1-1137 (378 amino acids)
Source: RefSeq, a predicted model, not a curated record
AUGUCCGCCUUCCCCACAACCCUGUCGGCUCUACUUCCCACCCCGCGCCUUCGCACCGACGUCGUCCAAGCUACCGUCAGCACCCCGAUGGCCUUCGGCGUCAUGGCAAGCAACGGUCUCCUCUACCGCGGUUGCAAAUCCCCGGCCAUCAAGUCUUCCAGCGGGGAUAUCGCCGCGACUACUUCAGCCCCAGCCACCGCCACGAUCACCGAAAACAGUAGCAGCGCUUCAGGUGGUCACAGUGCCACCAGCGCGACUACCGUGGCGACGAAUAUUUGCAUGUGGACGAUCAGGAUCGGAAAGAAGGGCGUGAUGGGCGCGAUGAGCGCGUUGCGGGCGUUUCCGACGCUCGUGCUGGGCCGCAAGAGCCGCAUGGUCGCGGGUCCUGGUGCCGAUGAUGCUUCGAGGGGCCCCGGCAGUCGCUGUGGAGAUGUGGGCGAUGUUUUCGAUGAUUCCGCUCUUGACGUUAUCCUGGGGGACUCCACUGUUCCAAAGACGGCCACCGAAAAGACUGGAGCGCGGGAAACCGUUAGCAAGAUUACCAUCCAGGAGACUGUCGACAAGAUUGCCGUCCUGGAGACUGUCAAUGAAAUCGCUACUCAGGAAACUGUUGAAGAGAUUGCCGCCCAUGAGACCGUCAUUCAAAUGGUCUUCCAAGAGAUCGCCUUCCAAGGAAUCGUCCAAGGAAUCGUCCAGGAGAUCGUCCAAGAUAUUGUCGAAGCCAGUGUCCACGAGGCUACUACACAGAAGGCUAUACAGACUGUCUCCGACUCUGCGGAUCAGCUCACCAUCACUGUGCCCACGUCCGAGUUCACGUUCACCGGACCCUUUGUUGAGUGGAAGAAGCAUCAGAGCUGUGGCAGCGAGGAGGCUCAUCACUGGAGUAGCGGCAGCCCCUCCCCUCUGUUCUCCUUGUCUGAUCCGAGCAGGAGGUCAUCAUCCAUCGCCGAGGUCGUAGGUGGUGAGCAAGUAAAGGAGAAGGGAAACGAAGAGGAAAAGAUGGAAGGGGAGAUCAUGAGGGAAGAUGGGAAGAAGAAAGUGAGCGGCAAAAAGAGUCACAAGAAGAAGACCAAGAAACAUCCGGUCAACAAGGCGGCUAUUUGGGGCGGUAAGAAGGGUAGAAAGGGAAAGUGCUAG